ACGCCACCGUGCUCUGUGACGUCACUGCCGGAGGCGCGCCCCUCCCCCCCAGCGCACGCCGGUGGGGUUUUAACGGCGCGCGCUGCCGGUGCCGGUACCGGCUAUGAGCAAGCGGAAGGCUCCCCAGGAGAGCCCCAACCAGGGCAUCACCGACUUCCUCAUCGAGCUGGCUAACUACGAGCGCAAUGUGAACCGGGCCAUCCACAAGUACAACGCGUACAGGAAGGCGGCUUCUGUCAUCGCGCGGUACCCGAGCAAGAUCCAGAGCGGGGCCGAAGCCAAGAAGCUGGAUGGAGUAGGUGCUAAAAUAGCUGAGAAGAUUGAUGAGUUCUUAUCAACUGGAAAACUACGCAAGUUGGAAAAGAUUCGACAAGAUGAUACAAGUGCAUCUAUCAGUCUCCUGACACGAGUUACUGGCAUUGGUCCUGCUGCUGCUAGGAAGUUUGUUGAGGAAGGAAUUAAGACUUUGGAAGAUUUAAGAAAAAUUGAGCACAAGUUGACUCAUCACCAGCGAAUUGGGUUGAAAUAUUUUGAAGAUUUUGAGAAGAGAAUCCCAAGGGAAGAAAUGCUGCAAAUGCAGGAAAUUGUGCUGAAUGAGGUAAAGAAGCUGGACCCAAACUAUAUUGCUACAGUCUGUGGCAGUUUUAGACGAGGCGCAGAGUCAAGCGGUGAUAUGGACAUUCUCAUAACCCAUCCAAGUUUCACAUCUGAAUCAUCCAAACAGCCAAAACUUCUGCAUCAAGUUGUAGAACAACUGGAAAAAGUCCACUUUGUCACAGAUAUGCUGUCUAAAGGUGACACCAAAUUCAUGGGUGUCUGUCAGCUGCCAAAUAAAGAAGAUGGGACAGCCUAUCCACACAGGAGAAUUGAUAUCAGGCUUAUCCCCAAAGAUCAGUAUUACUGUGGUGUACUGUAUUUCACAGGAAGUGAUAUAUUCAAUAAGAACAUGAGAGCUCAUGCUCUGGAAAAGGGCUUCACAAUCAAUGAGUACACAAUCCGUCCCUUGGGUGUCACUGGAGUUGCUGGGGAGGCCCUGCCAGUCGAAUGUGAAGAAGACAUCUUUGAUUAUAUUGAGUGGAAAUACCGAGAGCCAAAGGAUCGGAGUGAAUAACUGCUUCUCUAGCUUUGUAACCCAGAGAAAGGCUUCCAUAGCUUCUUAUCAAUGUACAAAGUGCACAUGCUUUCUUUGGAUGUUAUUGCAAGAAGUGUACAUUACUGAUGUUUAAAGGAAGUCCAUGGCAGUAGCACAGAAUGUGUAGUGAUGAUUAAAUCUCUCUCCCCUUAAAGCUCAUUAAAACACUGUAUUUAACUGAAUGGGCUGCAAUACUAGAAAAACCUGUGGGGAAAGUGGUGUGGCAGACCCCUUAGAGAAUGCAUGUUGUCUUUUGCUUUAGGAUAUAGUAAAAAAUCUAUUGGAUGAUGAAUCACAGGUUUCUAUUUAAGCAGGAGCAAAAAGUUCUGAUGUAAAGGCAAACUGUUCCAUCUUGCCACCGAUUCUAGUCCUUUCUGCCCUUAAGGGGCAGAGUAUGCAUCUGUAUUGUCAGACUACUGAACCUGACAGGAAUCACAAAACAAAGACAGAUGUCACUGUUUCUUACUGUGAUCUGACUUAAGCCUACAGAACAACUACAUUUUAACUUGUUCUUAUAGAAUUAGUGUUGAUCAGUCUUAGUAAUGGUGAUUACAGAUUGAUACUUCCAUUUUUCCUAUUAUAAGUUUAAUUAUAUUGUGGGAAUGCUUGCAAGCCUUAAUGCAUGCAGUGGUAUGUAAGGUGACUAGAAAUUAACUUGGUACUAUGUGAUGCCUCAUAAAAAAAUAGACAUAUCUGAGGUACUCUGUUUGUUUUCUUCACUAAUCAGUGGAAAUAAACCAAGUGAGAAUUCCAUAA
Messenger RNA from Apus apus (common swift), 1888 nucleotides. RefSeq names its product DNA polymerase beta (gene POLB). Gene Ontology annotation, cellular component: nucleus. Gene Ontology annotation, biological process: double-strand break repair via nonhomologous end joining. Gene Ontology annotation, molecular function: DNA-directed DNA polymerase activity; DNA binding. NCBI's taxonomy places the organism in Eukaryota, Metazoa, Chordata, Aves, Apodiformes, Apodidae. The record is from RefSeq and is a predicted model, not a curated record. The transcript is spliced from 14 exons. The coding region runs from base 104 to 1111 and encodes 335 amino acids.